AUGAAAACAUGGACACCCGCAGCACUUAUUUGCCUGCCGAUGUUGGCAUCUACAUCACUUGGAAGUGUUGUGCAGUGGGAUAUUGAGAAGCGCAGCUCUGGCCAACGUCUACGGAGACGCUCCGAAAAGACAUCACAUGAGGGGGUUAUCACCAACGAAAAGUCCCAAGGAGGGUACUUUGCGACUAUAAGCGUCGGAACGCCCGGUCAGGAUCUCGUCAUGCAACUCGAUACGGCAAGUAGUGAUAUCUGGGUCCCAUACAGUGGCGCACCGAUUUGUGAUUCUGAUUGUUCGUAUGGAAGCUGUGAGUUGAUUUCAAUUAACCCCGAAAACUCCUCGACCUAUGAAAUGGUCGCUGAGGAUGGGUUUGAGAUAUCCUACGCAGAUGGCAGUUCCUCCGAUGGCGAUUAUUUCAAGGACAGUUUCCAGAUCGCGAACACAGUCGUACACAACUUGACAAUGGGCCUGGGCAGGGACACAACCAUCUCCUACGGCCUUGUUGGCGUCGGCUACGCCAAUAAUGAAGCUGCUGUAUCGACAUUAGGAGAGCUUUACGCCAAUCUUCCCAUAGCCAUGAAGCGGGACGGUCUCACCAAUUCUAUUGCUUUCAGCCUUUGGCUCAACGACUUGGAUGCCAGCAAAGGAAAUAUCUUGUUUGGCGGCAUUGACAGGGGGAAAUACACCGGCCCACUCAAGACGAUCGACGUUCUUCCAUAUGACGGAGCUUAUACGCAUUUUCUUGUGUCUUUGACCUCAAUUGAAGCCACUAGCCCCUCCGGGACUGACAUCCUGGCUACAUCAAAUUCUUCUCUGGAAGUUAUUCUGGAUUCUGGGACAACGCUGUCGUUCCUACCAAACGACGUUGUCCAAAAAAUGUGGGAGGAAGUCGGUGCCGAAUAUCAGAGCAAAUUUGACAUGGCAGUCCUCCCUUGUUCCCACCGAGAACACCCGGGACAUUUUUCCUUCACCUUCGGGGGUUCAAACGGGCCGGUGAUUAAUGUCACCAUGGACGAGCUCGUCGUCGAUCUUACCGACGGAAAUCAGCCCAAGUUCUCAUCAGGAGCAUAUUCAGGGGAGCUGGUUUGCGAGUUUGGUAUUCAAAACUACUCGACAGGCCCGUAUGUGUUGGGGGACACCUUUCUCCGCUCUGCAUAUGUCGUGUACGACCUCGACAACAACCAGGUCGGGUUGGCGGCAACAGAUUUCAACUCUUCAACAACCGAUAUCGUCGAAUUCGAGAAAUCGGGUACUGAAAUGCCUGGUGCAACAUCAGCAACAUCCUCCAGCAACGAGACAAGCACGGUGCUGCCAACUGCAACAAGAUUAGCUGCUGCGAAGGGAUUCCAAGACGGAGAUGAUUCCAACAGUUCCACACGACCUAUACAACCCAUCAUGAUGGCACUCUUUUUGGCUAUUAUAUCUCUUAGGGCAAUGUUUAUGGCAUAG
Molecule: messenger RNA, 1446 nt
Organism: Geosmithia morbida
Lineage: Eukaryota; Fungi; Ascomycota; Sordariomycetes; Hypocreales; Bionectriaceae
Product: Eukaryotic aspartyl protease
Exons: 2
Coding region: 1-1446 (481 amino acids)
Biological process (GO): proteolysis
Molecular function (GO): aspartic-type endopeptidase activity
Source: RefSeq, a predicted model, not a curated record